UCUGUUUACAAAGCAGAGGCGCUUGGGCGCUAGUCGCUUUACUGAUAAGGAAUUAAAAGUGACAAGAGAGUGGCAAGUGAAUGGACAAACGAUGAUUAUCAUUCUUUCAAUCCUUGAAAAUAAUUGGAAGUCCCAAAAUUUUAUUUGAAUGAUCACUUAAUGAAUAAAAAUGUUUAUCGUUGGUUUAACAGGAGGCAUUGCCACCGGUAAAAGCACAGUAUCUCAUAUGAUAAGGGAAUUGGGAGUACCUGUCAUCGAUGCAGACGUUAUUGCAAGGAAAGUUGUAGAACCUGGCACUCCUGGUUGGAGAGAAAUCAAGAAAGUGUUUGGCAAUUCUGUACUCCUUCCAACUGGUGAAAUUAAUCGACAAACCCUUGGUGAUAUAAUUUUCAGUAAUUCAGAAAAAAGAAGAUUGCUAAAUGAAAUCACCCAUCCCAGAAUUCAUCGGCUAAUGAUGUGGGAUGCCUUCACAAAAUUUCUGCAAGGUUACCAGUUUGUUGUGAUAGAUACUCCAUUAUUGUUUGAAAGUGGAGCCAUGUUGAGUUACAUUCAUAAAAUUAUUGUUGUCACUUGCGAAGAAGACCUACAACUUCAGCGGCUGAUUGAAAGGAACUCAAUGCCUGAAUCCAGAGCAAAACAGAGGAUCAAGGCACAAAUGCCAUUGGAGGAGAAAUGCAACCGAGCUAAUUUUGUGAUUGAGAACUCAGGCUCAUUAACAGACACGAAAGAUCAAGUUGGCAGAAUUGUUGCUACCCUCAAAGCAUCAAGAUUUCAUUGGAAAAUUCGAGUAUUGGCUGGAUUAAUUUGUUCUGGAUUUCUUUCGCUUCUUUAUUUCUUGUCGGUGAAGUCCUUUGUUUUUUUCUCUGGAAAUAGUAUGGAGUAAAUGAGUACAGUUACCCAGCACUCAGGAUACAAGACUGGAAGGACCCUCAAGUUUCCUGUGAGAAAUGUAAUUUUAGACCUAUCUGGAUCAUUUUUGUGAUCAUUGCUGCAGUAUUUUAUGAAGCAAAUGCAUUUGUGAUUUAAGUUUAAGCUCUGAGAGUAAGACUACUCCAAGCAUGUUCGUUAUCUCAUGCAGGGAUGAAAGCUAUUUAAUGUUUUGCACAUCAUUUAAUUUCAGUGAUACCGAUAUAUGGAGUCCGAGCAACACUUCCUCUCAUGGGCUUUUCUUUGCUUUCAUAAUUACCUCCAUUUGUUUUUUUUGUUAACCAUAGAUUUCUGCUUUCCAGAAAAACUUAUGCAAUUAAAGUACAAGUUUUUAAUAAUUAUACUGAUGCUUUUAGAUGGGUCAAUUUUUUUUAAAAUCAUAAUAUGGAAGUAGACAAUGCAGUGAUUUAUCAAAAGCUUUAGAAGAAAGGAGCCGCUGACAGUGCUAAAAUUCCAUUGACUAUUGAGUGUCCAGUUACCCUGCAAUAACUUUGAAUUUUCUAAACCAAAUGUAAUAACUCCUCUGCUGUCCUUUUUCAAAGUCAAUACCCAGCUUUGGUGUAAUACAUUCUGGGCACAAUCAAUAUACCUAGUUUAAAUUUUAGCCCUCACAGAUAUUGUUUUAGGGGAACUAAUGGUCAUUUUCUAGAUUUAUCAAAGCGCGAUAAUGCAAAAAAUCAACCUUGAAUGUCUGAAUAUCUUUAAUAUUCUUUUCAGCUUUCAACAGCCUUUGGUGCACUAAUAUCCAUGGGAUAUAAUGGGAGUUGAAACAAGAUUAUUUUUUAACUUUAUUUUAAGAUUUUAAAGGUGGACAUUUUCUUGUAUGUUUCUUCUUGCCAAAUAUAUAGAGUGCUUUUUUGGUUUUUUCAUGAUAACUCCUGUAAGGUUUAAUAUUCGAAACAUAUUGAUUGUACCCUGAACGCAUUGCAUCAAAGUUGAGGAUUCAUUUUGAAUAGACAGUGCAAUGUACAAUACGCUCUAAUAGCUAAUAAACUUAAGUAUCUACAUUUUGAUUAAAUUGUAUUUUCAAAUUUAGAUCUAUUGAUUCCCUCCCUGUGAAGAUUGAAAGUCAAAAUGAAAGUUCUAUGAGCUGACUAAGAGGUAAUUCAAAAUACUGAUGUUAAAUGUAACCUCAAGUAGUUUCUUUCAUUCAAGCAUUAUGUAGAGCUUUGGGAUACCUUUUGAACUUUUUGAUAGAUUCAAUUCCUAAAAAACUACAAAGUAAGCAAUAUACACAUCCAAAAAACGUUCUCUAUAUUUCGUGGGUUAGGCUACCCACACAAUCUUCGUAUGUAUUUUACUUUUUACCUUAAGUCUAAUAGGAAUCUUGCGUAGUGUGCACCAGCUGUUAGGAAAGACUAUCUUUUUCAAUUGUUUUUAGUAGUUGUGAGUAUUAAGCAUCUCUUGAUGAUACACAUUUUUAAUUUUUUAGAUGUUCCAAUACGUAUGAGUUUACUGUGUAGUUAUAACCGGAAUCAUUAUAGACUGAUCCUGUUGUUUGAAGCCUUUGAGAUCAAAACUGUUGAAACUCAUAAUGGUACAUUUGCAUAUCUCUCUACUGUUUUCUUCAAUUUUCAUGUAUUAAGUUAUAUGUUUAAUGUAAAAUGUUUGCAAUUAUAAUUUGCAAAAAAAAAAAAAAAAAAAAAAAAAAAAAAAAAAGCACGUCCUUUAGUUUUUCAGUAAUUGAAGAAUUUUUAGUGACAUUUUUUAGGGAAAUUAUUCGAGAGAAAAAUUAAUAUAGGCAUUGCAUCUUGAACAUAUACAAUCAAUCUCAAAAUAUUGAUUUAUGAAAUUAUAAUUCACUAAAAUGUUUAAUACUAUGUAUUUAAUAUUUUAUUCUGUACCAUUUUAUUCAAAGUAUACCUCCAUUAAUGAAAUAUUACUUGGAGUUUCAGGAUUCGCAUUUCCAGCCUUAAAACUGGAAUACUUUUUCUACAUAGCCUUGCAACCCCCUCAAGUUAUUUUUUUAAUCUUAAAUCUAUACUUCUCAAUGUUACAAAAUAUCAUUUAACAUUUUUUUACACUGGGAUCUUCGAAUUUAAAAGUAAUUGUUAAAUGACAUGUCAGAAAACUUAAAUAGAUUUUUCUGGUUUUGAUCUCAGAGGACUUACGUAUGUUAUCUCAUAAUUCUUACCACCUCUACCUGUUUCCCUUUUUUGUCUUCUGUUCCUAGCCUAUAUUUAGGUACUAAUAACCUCAAGUAAAAUUUUAAAAUAAAUAAAAUCUCAUAAAACUCU
Molecule: messenger RNA, 3164 nt
Organism: Bemisia tabaci
Lineage: Eukaryota; Metazoa; Arthropoda; Insecta; Hemiptera; Aleyrodidae
Gene: Dpck
Product: Dephospho-CoA kinase
Biological process (GO): coenzyme A biosynthetic process
Molecular function (GO): dephospho-CoA kinase activity; ATP binding
Source: RefSeq, a predicted model, not a curated record